Molecule: messenger RNA, 3879 nt
Organism: Melanotaenia boesemani (Boeseman's rainbowfish)
Lineage: Eukaryota; Metazoa; Chordata; Actinopteri; Atheriniformes; Melanotaeniidae
Gene: dhx30
Product: DEAH (Asp-Glu-Ala-His) box helicase 30
Exons: 19
Coding region: 9-3500 (1163 amino acids)
Cellular component (GO): intracellular anatomical structure; cytoplasm; nucleus
Molecular function (GO): DNA helicase activity; ATP binding; G-quadruplex RNA binding
Source: RefSeq, a predicted model, not a curated record
GUUUAAAGAUGGCGAUACCCGGUGUUCUACUCGUGCGACUUAGACCGCUGUGCAAUCUUGCCACAUGUGUGCACAUUAGAGGAAAAACAGCGUCCAACUGGAGGACAGAAAUGCGAUGGCAUAGGACUACAGCUCGAAGUUUGGGGGAACACGGUACGCCAUAUUUCCAUAAAAAACAAGGCAACGUUGACCCAAACCUCCUGAAGGAGUUCCCAGAUCCAAAAAGCCUCUUGAACAACACAAUUUCCCGGUCACUGGGAGUGGGCGACCUGUCAGAGCUCAUCCAGUACAGCUGCACAGAACAUGCGGGAGUCAAGAAAGCCACUGUCACACUGCUGUGGCCCUGCAAGAUUGAAGAGGAAGGUUAUGCUUCUAAGAAGAUUGAUGCAGAGCGAUUUGCUGCUGCAGCUGCUUGUCUCAAGCUUCGAAAAAUGGGCGUUAUUGGUCCAAAUAAUCAGCUUCCUAAAAGAAGAGCUGGCCUGGGGAGAGGGGAGCUACAAUCCCCAAUUUAUGAUAAGGAAGAAGAACGUUGGACCAAUAAUGACUAUGUAUCCAGAACUAGAGCAGAUGAAAAGUCUCCUCCUACAGAGGACUCCCUCAAAGUCUUUGAAGCUUUGUCCAUCUUUCCUCAGCCUAAGUCUCUCCUGACUAGGAUCAUUCAGGUGGCUACAUCAUCCAACAGAAUGAAGGAGUUAAUACAGUUCAGAACAACCGGGGGGAAGCUAAAGAAGUGUGAACUGACUCUGCUUUGGCCUGAAGAGAUGACAUUCACUGCCACAGCAAGCACCCGAGUGACAGCAGAGAAAAAGGUUGCAGCACUCGCUUGUAUGAAGCUAAAGGAGCUGGAGCUGCUGGAUAAAGACAACAAUCCUCUGACUCAUGCCAAAUACCAUCAAGAGAAGGUGAAGGAGGCUAGCGAAAGGGAGCGACGUCCACUUACACUGGAUAUCCCAGAAUACCUGAAGCAAAACAUGCGGGAGUAUCUUUCACAGUACCCAGUAGCAACAGAAGUACAGAGACUAUGGGAGGAGGAAGAGGCAAGAGGACAGCAAACAGUAAACCAGGAGGAAGAGGAUGAGGAAGAUUUUGUAUCUGAUGCUAUCACCGGCAGGCCGUACAGACCUUUGUCUGAACAUCAGGCUCAGCAGCUCAGCCUGUAUCUACAGAGGAAAUGGGAAAGGACCAACCCUGGACUGGGUGUGGAGCUGCCGGUUGAUGGCCACCGUCAGCAUGUAGUCUCUGCUGUGCAGUCCUCUAGAGUGGUCGUGAUUGCCGGUGAGACGGGAUGUGGUAAAACAACACGGAUCCCCCGCUUCCUGCUUGAAGAACAUGUGAAGUGUGGAGAAGGAGCAGAGUGCAACAUCCUGGUGACGCAGCCUCGGCGGAUCAGUGCUGUGUCAGUGGCGCACCGUGUUGCACAUGAGAUGGGUCCAGCACUGAAACACUGCGUGGGCUAUCAGGUGAGACUUGAGAGCCGGCCCCCAGAGCAGAGUGGAGGAGCCAUGCUCUUCCUGACAGUGGGCGUCUUGCUGAAGAAGCUGCAGUCGAACCCGACUCUGAAGGGAAUAAGUCAUGUCGUGGUGGACGAGGUCCAUGAAAGAGACAUAAACACAGAUCUGCUGCUGGCCUUACUGCGCUCAAGCUUACAAGAGAACCCUGACCUUCGAGUUGUGCUUAUGAGUGCUACUGGAAAUAAUCAGAGGCUGGCUGAGUACUUUGGAGGCUGCCCUAUCGUAAAGGUACCAGGUUUCAUGCACCCAGUACAAGACAAAUUCCUGGAGGAUGUGCUGAGAGAGAUGGGAUGUCCACCAGCUCUAGUCCAAAAGCGAGUGGUGACGGGCAUGAAGGAAGGAUUAGACGAGGCCUCGCCAGAUCUGGAUUUGGUUGCAGAUGUUCUAGAGCACAUUGACAAAAAUGGAGAUCCAGGUGCAGUGCUAUGUUUCCUUCCUGGGUGGCAGGACAUCAAAGCAGUUCAAGAGAAACUUGAGGAAAAACCACACUUUUCUUCAGGCUCACACAUGAUCCUGCCAUUGCACUCUAGCUUGUCAGUAGCAGACCAGCAGGCUGUGUUCCAGCGCCCCAAAGCAGGCCAGAGAAAGAUUGUACUCACCACCAACAUUGCUGAGACCUCCAUUACAAUAGAUGACAUUGUUCAUGUGGUGGAUGCAGGAACACACAAAGAACAGAAUUAUGACCCACGGACAAAGGUCUCCUGUCUGGACACAGUUUGGAUAUCUCGCUCUAAUGUCACACAAAGAAAAGGUAGAGCAGGGCGUUGUCAGCCAGGACAGUCUUACCACCUGUUUCCAAGGAAGCUGCUGGCAUCUAUGACUCCUUUCCCCGUUCCUGAGAUCCUUCGCACCCCACUUGAGAGUUUAGUAGUUCAGGCUAAAACCCAUAGUCCUAACUGCAAGGCUGUAGAGUUUCUGUCCCAAGUGUUGGACAGUCCAGAGCAAGAUGCAGUAAGAGAUGCUGUCCGAAACCUACAAGAUAUCGGAGUUCUGGACAAAACUGAAACCCUGACUUCUUUAGGAGAGCGUGUUGCCUGUAUGUCAUGUGACCCUCGGCUUGGAAAAGUCCUGGUCCUGAGUAGCCUCUUCAGAUGUGUUCUGCCCAUGUUGUCCAUAGCUGCUUGUCUUAGCAGGGACCCUUUUUACAACAGCCUGCAGAACAGAGCACUCGUCAACAAGGCCAAAGAAGCUCUGAGUGGCUCAAGCUACAGUGACUAUCUGGUGUUCAGUAGAGCUGUACUCGGCUGGAGAAGACUUCAGCAGGAGGGCAACAGAGAGGACAGAGACGAGUAUUUGGACAAACACACUCUGUCUAAAGCCAGUCUCCGAUUCAUCAAUGGUCUCAUCUCUCAGUUCAGUGAGAACCUGCAGGAAGCUGGACUGGUUUCUCGUGCUAGUGAAUGCCAGCGACACUCUUCUGUAUACAAUGAGCACAGCAGCCAAGAUGAGCUUCUGAAAGCUGUGCUGCUGGCUGGAAUGUAUCCAAACCUCAUUCAGGUGAAGAAAGGUGUUGUGACCAAAGGGGGGCGCUUUCGUCCUAAUAAUUUAUCUUUCCGCACUCUCAGUGGACCGGUUCUGCUUCAUCGCUCCUCAGUGAACAGGGGAAAAGAUGAUCUCCCCAGCCGCUGGCUGACAUUUUUCGGUGCAGUGAAGUCUAACGGGAAUGUCUUCAUCAGAGACUCUUCAGUGGUCCAUCCACUUGCACUCCUGCUGCUCACAGACUGUGAUAUCACAGAGAGAGUGUACGAUGACAUGGUGGAGGUCUCGUUUCCUGGACGCUCUCUGGUGCACUGUGAGCUGUCAGUUGAGACAUGGGAGCUGCUGUGGGAAAUUCGUACUUCCAUUCAGACCAUGCUGCACCGAAAUCUCCACAAUAACAACAGCGCAAACGCUUCUCAAGACGGAAAACUCACCUCCUUAAUCGUGGAGCUGCUCAGCAAUUCAAACCCUUUUCUUCACAAUGAAAGCAGAGAAAGUGAGGUGGACUGAAAAUUUGUCUUGUCUACAUCUGCUUGUCGGACCAGCUUGAUGGUGCAGAAGAACCAAACAGCAUUUGUUUUUUGUAAACACUUAUGCAGAUUGCUCAUGGGAAAUGUAGUCUGUUAAUUAAACAGUUCCUGAUGAACUGUUUAACUAACAGGAAUCUCCAGUGGACUGUUGGCUGUUUAUUUACUUUCUUUUUAUAAAUGUCAAACUCCUCAUGGUGUGAGGAAAUUCAUCAUUUGGAUUUUGGAAUUUCUUUUCCAUUUUACUGAAUGGUUAAUUGCUUUCUGGAAAGCAGAAGUUGGACUUUACUCUAAAGUGUAAAGGUAGUUGAACGAGUCUGUAAAUAAUGUCAUAUUUAUUGUAAUAAACACUUUCAUGCUGA